Molecule: messenger RNA, 2828 nt
Organism: Cherax quadricarinatus
Lineage: Eukaryota; Metazoa; Arthropoda; Malacostraca; Decapoda; Parastacidae
Product: zinc finger protein 154-like
Biological process (GO): regulation of transcription by RNA polymerase II
Cellular component (GO): nucleus
Molecular function (GO): DNA-binding transcription factor activity, RNA polymerase II-specific
Source: RefSeq, a predicted model, not a curated record
GACCCAGCUGAUGCUGUCACUCGCCCUUAUAAACCAAACAAACAAAAUCAUCAGAGGAGAAUUAUUGUAAAUUUUUGUCAAUUGUGGUGACAUAAUAUCAUGUUGGAGUAACUAGAAGAUUAAUGAGAGGCAGUGUUUCAACCUGAAGAGAGAGAAAGUCUGAGACAACAUGGAGGCUUCAUGUUCUUGGUCAUCUCUAGACUUUGGCACUGCUUCUGGUUUCUUCAAUAAUUUCUGUCUAACAGAUCCAGCUGCUUGGUUAAGUUACCCUCUCUUAUUUUGAUCUCUCUUUUUAAAUUAUAAUUUUUUGAAUUUGUAAAAUUAGUCAAAUAAUCUUAAAAUAAUUGAAUGAUUCAUUUCCUGUGCAUAUUUGAUAGAACAGUAGGUAUGUUGGCUAAGAACUUGAUCAACUUAAUUAUUGAAAUAGGCUAAAACAGGAUGUAAAAUAGGCCAAAUUGCUGAUAUAUAUAGUUUUGCCUGAAUAAUUCUCUUAGUUUUCCAUCAGAUGUUGCAUUUGAAGUGUCAUAACUUGAGAAAAACAUUCUUUAUCAUCCCUAAUAGAACACAUGAGAGUUCAUUCACAAGAAAAACCAUUUCAGUGUUCUGAAUGUCUGAAGGGCUUUUCACGGAGAUCAAAUCUAAUACAACAUGAGAGUUCAUACACAAGAAAAACCAUAUCAGUGUUCUGAAUGUCUAAAAGAUUUUUCACAUAAAUCACAUCUAAUACGUCACACGAGAGUUCAUUCACAAGAAAAACCAUUUCAGUGUUCUGAAUGUCUAAAAGAUUUUUCACAGAGAUCAUCCCUAAUACAACACAUGAGAGUUCAUUCACAAGAAAAACCAUAUCAGUGUUCUGAAUGUCUAAAAGAUUUUUCACGUAAAUCACAUCUAAUAUGUCACACGAGAGUUCAUUCACAAGAAAAACCAUUUCAGUGUUCUGAAUGUCUAAAAGAUUUUUCACAGAGAUCAUCCCUAAUACAACACAUGAGAGUUCAUUCACAAGAAAAACCAUUUCAGUGUUCUGAAUGUCUGAAGGGCUUUUCACGGAGAUCAUCCCUAAUACAACACAUGAGAGUUCAUUCACAAGAAAAACCAUAUCAGUGUUCUGAAUGUCUAAAAGAUUUUUCACAGAGAUCAUCCCUAAUACAACACAUGAGAGUUCAUUCACAAGAAAAACCAUAUCAGUGUUCUGAAUGUCUAAAAGAUUUUUCACGUAAAUCACAUCUAAUACGUCACACGAGAGUUCAUACACAAGAAAAACCAUAUAAGUGUUCUGAAUGUCUAAAAGAUUUUUCACAGAGAUCAUCCCUAAUACGUCACAUGAGAGUUCAUUCAUUAGAAAAUUCCUUUUAGAAUGAAUGCCUUGAUGCUGGUAAUAUGCUCUUAAUCCAAGGAGCUAUCCCUCACCUUCCUUGGAUUAGAUAUGAGUACCCUCUACCCCCUCAUAUUUUCUGGGGGCUGUAUAACCCAUAUUGCUUUAACACUUGCUCUUAAAUAUAAUAAUUAAUCAUGAGGUAAACUAUAUUUUGAGUUACAUUAUUUUUUUGUUUUUGUAUCAAAGCAGAAUGACUCCUAUUUCCUAGGCAUUGUAUGACCUUGUGGCAUGCAAAGAGUACGUAACCUUUAUUCAGCGCAUGUUUACAUGCUCAUUGACAGGCUAUCUCCCCCAACCAGCGAACCAGGGAACUAAGGGUUGACGAUGGGGCCCCGUCGUUCAAUCAGUACCCAGGUUCCAGCCAAUGAGAGAUGGUUUUGGCAAUCACAGAGGUGAUGUGGGUACCACUCACCUGUCUGCCCUUGUCAUUCCCAUUCUAGAGCUGGUUGAAGCACGGUCUGCUCUCUAGUGGCUUCUAUUCUGCCUUGCUUACCAUGGAGUGCACUAAUAUCUAUUGCUGUACAUAUUGUAUAUAGUGUACAUACUUUUGUUCUAAAUUGGUGAAGGGUAAUACAAGUCAAAAGUUUUUCUGCUGUGUUUAUUUUGCUCACUUUACACCCAGGAUAACAGGCCAUUGGUACUCCUGGGUUGUAAUAGACCUUUACAGGUUUAGUGUUUCCUCAAAAAUGAAAUAAUUCUGGCUUCUUUCAUUAAUGUUUGAUCAGACAGUCUAUUAUUAUUUUCACCUGGAAGCUAAUAUAUUCUCCACAAAUGAUUUUAUGAAGGCUUGCAACAACUUAAGUUUUGUCUUUUAGACAAUGGUAAUGACAAUUUAUUUUACUGCUAAAGUGAUGUACUUGGUGUAUGUUAUGUCUAGAAUUUUGACUUUUUCCACCCACACAUUUUUGUUGUAGCAGGAAGCUUUUAAGUUGCAUCUUGCAGACACUGGUACUGUUGUUGUAGCAGGAAGUUUUUAAGUUGCAUCUUGCAGACACUGGUAUUAUUGUUGUAGCAGGAAGUUUUUAAGUUGCAUCUUGCAGACACUGGUACUGUUGUUGUAGCAGGAGGUUUUUAAGUUGCAUCUUGCAGACACUGGUAUUGUUGUUGUAGCAGGAGGUUUUUAAGUUGCAUCUUGCAGACACUGGUAUUGUUGUUGUAGCAGGAAGUUUUUAAGUUGCAUCUUGCAGACACUGGUACUGUUGUUGUAGCAGGAAGUUUUUAAGUUGCAUCUUGCAGACACUGGUAUUGUUGUUGUAGCAGGAAGUUUUUAAGUUGCAUCUUGCAGACACUGGUACUGUUGUUGUAGCAGGAGGUUUUUAAGUUGCAUCUUGCAGACACUGGUACUGUUGUUGUAGCAGGAGGUUUUUAAGUUGCAUCUUGCAGACACUGGUAUUGUUGUUGUAGCAGGAGGUUUUAAGUUGCAUCUUGCAGACACUGGUAUUGUUGUUGUAGC